This is a messenger RNA of Limulus polyphemus (Atlantic horseshoe crab), 1167 nucleotides long. Its product is annotated as transmembrane and TPR repeat-containing protein CG4050-like. Gene Ontology annotation, biological process: protein O-linked glycosylation via mannose. Gene Ontology annotation, molecular function: mannosyltransferase activity; protein binding. NCBI's taxonomy places the organism in Eukaryota, Metazoa, Arthropoda, Merostomata, Xiphosura, Limulidae. The transcript is spliced from 7 exons. The coding region runs from base 17 to 793 and encodes 258 amino acids. Gene Ontology annotation, cellular component: endoplasmic reticulum. The record is from RefSeq and is a predicted model, not a curated record.
UAAAGAGGCUGAAGACAUGUAUGUUCAAGCUCUACGAAUUGACUCCAAUAAUCCCAAUCUAUACUACAAUCUUGGCGUCGUAUUGAUGGACCAAAGAAGGAGGAAAGAAGCUUUAACACUAUUCAACAGAGCUUUAGAGCUUGAACCAGAACAUAAGGAAGCUCUUUUCAACAUGGCGAUGUUAUUGCAAGGCGGGAACAAGCAGACGACAAAUGACGAGGUGAACAGAAGGCUUCACAUUGCGACACAGGGUGUUAGACACUCAAAGGAAGUAUACUUCACUCUGGGGACAUUAGCCUUGGAAAAUGGAAAUCCUGCAAGUGCUGAACGUUGGUUCCGAAAAGCUAUUGAGAUGAAUCCCAGCGAUCGGAGCGCCCUCUUUAAUCUUGCGUUACUUCUUACAAAGGAAAAUCGACAUCCAGAAGCUCUUGAUUUUCUAAAACAGUUAUUAAAGCAUCACAGUAGUCACGUGAAAGGUCUCCUUCUACUCGGAGAUAUCUAUAUCACUCAGAUGAAAAACUUGGACGAAGCAGAAACGUGUUAUAAGAAGAUUCUCCAGGUGGACCCUAACAACGUCCAAGGCCUACAUAACCUGUGCGUUGUAUAUCUUCACCGUGGUCAGUUGAAACAAGCUGAACGGUGUUUCCUUGAAGCUUUACAACUAGCUCCAACUGCUGACUACAUCAGUCAUCAUCUCCGAUUGGUUCGCUCCCAGAUUUUAAAACAAACUCAACCAAUGGGAAUACCCCGAUCGGAUGUAUGGCAUCUUAAGUCUUCUGGAUCUAUAAGAUGAGGUCGAAUCUGAACUCAAUCUUUCACGUGCACCUUUACACUUCUCUACAAAGAGAAAUCUCCACUUCAUCAGGAUUAAUAAGCCAAGUGUUCUUUAAAAACUAAAUGUUGUAUAAGAGAUCAGCAAAUGGUUCAGUCAGUUAUAUCACUAAAGUGGAAAUUAUGCGCUCAUUAUAUUUAAAAACAACAUUAUUGUUGUUGUAAAAUUACUCUGGUGUUAAUUUAAACAUCUUCAGUAGUUAUUGAGCGACCUUGAAGAUUAAACAAUGAUUUAAAAAUCUCAAGUAGUGUGUAUUACUCUGAUGAAACGUUGACUUCAAAAUCUCAAGUAGUGUGUAUUACUCUGAUGAAACGUUGACUUCAAAAUCUCAAGUG